This is a messenger RNA of Betta splendens (Siamese fighting fish), 2942 nucleotides long. RefSeq names its product F-box protein 16 (gene fbxo16). The transcript is spliced from 9 exons. Lineage: Eukaryota; Metazoa; Chordata; Actinopteri; Anabantiformes; Osphronemidae. The coding region runs from base 176 to 1309 and encodes 377 amino acids. Gene Ontology annotation, molecular function: protein binding. The record is from RefSeq and is a predicted model, not a curated record.
GACAAUGCACUUAGUGUUACUAUGGUAACCGGUAAACUGUGCACAGAAAGGUAGACUGAGGAGAAGAAGAGGUGGGAAUUUGACCACAAAGGCCAUUAGAAGUGUGCACAUGGACAGAGAGUGCGUUUAGCGGGUGGAUUUAUUUCUUUUUUGUCAGCCAAGGGGAACGUGUGACAUGUCAUCUGCAAACUGUGUCACGAAGAAGACGACACUGAGCACCUGGACUCCUCUGAACCACCAAGUGAUCAACAGCAAGGUUUUUGAAGAGAGGCGAAGUCUUCUGGCAAAGUGGUUUGACAGGUGGUCUGACCGCCAGAGGAAGGCCGUGCUGCAGGACUUGGUGCUGAGCUGUUCGCUGGAGCAGCUCCGUUUCCUGAGCCGGUCUUUGGGCCGACGGCUCCCCCUGCAGGCGGCCGACUUCACCUGCCUCCUGCCCAGAGCCCUCAGCCUCUACCUCUUCUCCUUCCUGGACCCGCGCAGCCUCUGUCGAUGUGCACAGGUGAGCUGGCGCUGGAGGGGCAUUGUGGAGCUGGACCGGCUGUGGAUGCCGAAAUGUCUGAGGCUUGGAUGGAGCAUCGGCUUUUCUCCCACGCCAUAUGAACGGGGGGUGUGGAAGAGACAUUACAUCCAAAACGUCCAGGAGGUGCAGCUCAGCUCGUCACAGACGGCUUCAUCCCAUCAUCAGUCUGUAGUUCCUAAUGGAACACUCACCAGCAGCGGACAGGACGAUACAUCAGCAACGUCCUCCAUCAUCAAGGAUCGUCCGGCAUCCACCUCAAAGGCAGGAUCCAAAAAUGAUAAGCAGCCAAAUACACCACCGCCGUGGAAGGUUAACGACAGAAAUCCCAAAGAUACGCUGCGCUUCAACUACUUGGACAACCUGGACCCCACGGAGCCCAAUCUGAAGGGAGCCGCCAUCUGCCACGGUCUCACACCUUCGCCAGACGGCAGGCGCCAGAAAUCGCUCUCGGAGGCUCAUUACAAACUACGCAAGGCCAAAUCGCUGAUGUUCCUCAGCUCCAACUCCAAAACCCAGCAUCCUCCUCCUUUUGACCCUCACUCCGACACCCAAACCCGACCCCACUGGGCGCGUCGCAGCCAGGACCCCCCCGUCACCAAGGAGACCGCCAGGAGCCUGUUGCUGCAGGUUGAGUGGAACGCUGGGGUUCGACCCGCGCCCGUGAGGUCGGCGGUGCCUCGUCUGAGCGUGGAGGCGCUCAGGGCGUCCCGGCGCUCACAUCGAAGCCCACCAAGCGUGCCACUGUUUGAGGUUCAGCCCUGGACCGUGUCCGCUUCACACACGCGAUGAAGAACGGGGCACCAUCGGCCUCCUCGCGAAGAAGCAGUAUGACUCAGCAGGGAUCAGCUGUGGUCAAAGUGCACAAGCGCUGUAACAACACUCAUUUUACAGUCAGACUAAAGAGCAGCAGGUGUUACAUUUUGUAAGUAUCUGCAAAGUUACUAGAGAAUAAAGGCUGUCAAAUAAAUAGCAACCAUCUACUAAUUCUUUACAGCUAAAAUUAUUACAAGCAGGGAACUAGUAAUAAACUACACCAUGUUGAGAAAAGAACUCCAAAGGAGGCAGUUAUGUAUACGAAAUGUACCACCUUUAUUAUCAAAUCCACUCGUCCCACUCAGUUUGCAGUACAAAGCCAGUGAACUCCAAAACUAUUUAACAUUAAUACUCAGUAUAAGACAAAAACAUUUGAUUUUGACUCAGAACAUGUUGCAUCCAACACACAGUAGCAUAUCUUGGGCAGAGAGGGAAGCUUUGUAUAUGUCAAUCAUCAAUCAUGACAGAAGAUUAGAUUGUUCUCACUCGGAUCAGUAUCAUACACCAGGUUUUAGGUCACAUCCAUCUACAGCUUUCACUCAUUGCAUAAAAAAACACAUCCAAAGUUUGGCUCACACACGCUUUCAUUUAUAUUACUAAAAACAAGAGGAAACAUAAACAAGUUUGACAUAUUAAUCCAAAGGCAGGAGUGAACGUGGGUCAGUCACAUAUGGCUUACGGACUAGAACGGACACAACAAUCCAUCACAUCUAACACAUGUUCAAUUACAUGUCGGGUGGUUUUGUCUGAAAAAGUCAAUUAUGUCCUUAUAUGUGGCAUCAUCUGUAAAUACACACUUGCCUAUAAUACACACUCCCUAAUGACUCGUCUGAUGAUUGCAGUAAACACAACUCAAUUUAAAACAGUGCACAGCCGUCACAGGUGAGAUUGUCCAAACGAGCUGCUGAGUUUAGCAGGAACGUGCGCUGUGUUCAUUGAGCUCAGAGCCUCUACCCGCUCAUCAUGGCCAAAGUCCAGUUUAAAGGGGUUUGUAAUUACUCUUCAGUUAUGAAGGUAACCUGGUCUUAAUAAAACCAUGGGUGUCUCAAAAAUAAUUCUGAUCCAAUUUAUGUGAAUAGAAUAUAUAAUUUUUUGGAGAGAAGAAAGUUGAUUGCAAAGUAUAUAGCAUUUAUUUCAAAUGAUGCAUUAAGGAAAUGCACUUCUGAUUGGAAUACAAAAGCUACAAAUAAAACAAACAAUCAUGUAAAACCUCAAAAAAUUCAAACAUCCUUCAGAUUAAAUUAAAUUAAAUAAACAGUUGGUUGAUGGGAUGUUUGUUAUUCAUUCAUGCUUUUUUAACCAGAAAAAAAAACUUUUAAGUUAUAGCAAAUGUUGACAUACAGGACUCUACUGGAGGUUCAAAUUAAGUUCAUAUUCACAGUGGAUUUAUUAGGAUAGUUUGAAGUAGACACAGCCAACAAUUUAAAAAAAAUACUUAAAAAUACCCAUCCAUUAGCUGCUUUCAAUAUUUUGCUCUUCACUUCAACAUAAACGUCCAUUAGAUAUCAACUGAGUUCAAAUCCUGUCAACAUUUCAUUUGUAGAUCAAGUGAAAACACAGAAUGAUAUGUCACUUGUUUUAAUACAGGUCGAUAAAAAUAAAAGAAAAA